Aspergillus sclerotioniger CBS 115572 is the source of this 1830-nucleotide messenger RNA. RefSeq names its product prolyl hydroxylase family protein. Gene Ontology annotation, molecular function: iron ion binding; procollagen-proline 4-dioxygenase activity; L-ascorbic acid binding. The coding region runs from base 36 to 1490 and encodes 484 amino acids. Lineage: Eukaryota; Fungi; Ascomycota; Eurotiomycetes; Eurotiales; Aspergillaceae. Gene Ontology annotation, biological process: peptidyl-proline hydroxylation to 4-hydroxy-L-proline. The record is from RefSeq and is a predicted model, not a curated record. The transcript is spliced from 2 exons. Gene Ontology annotation, cellular component: endoplasmic reticulum.
AUUGCCAUUGUCGGUCAUCCACCAUCAAUAUCGCCAUGGCCAAGUCUAAAGCAGCCAAGCGCAAGCGCAAUGCCCAAGUCGAUCUUCCCCAGAAAGUCCCCAAGGCUGACUCGAUUUUGACGCCGCCGCCCGAUGGCGCCACCCGAGAACCGAAAAACCUGACAACGGUGGUGGACGAGGAGGAACUGGACAUCACCAUUGAGACGCUGAGAACCCUCACUCAGUACCCCAGUCUCACCAAGUCCAAGGCAUGCAAGGAUCUCCGGGUGGCAGUCUAUGACUUUCGUCAGGCAUGCACCACGGGGGUCAACACUGCCGAGGGGGCCAACCUGACGGCACGCAUCACGGGGGCCCUGGCCGAUAAAAAGUACCUGGACGCCAAGAUCCUGCUGGCCGAGAUGAGAAUCCGGGGGGAGCAGCCCAAGAUCGGAGCCUUGUGUCGCUGGGUGCGCGAUCUGGACGUGGUCAGCGGGUUGUCCACCCAACCCGAAGCCCUCGCCCGAGCCCCUCUGGAACGCAGCUCCGAGGAUUUGGAACUUCUGGUCGUCCUCGACGCCAUUCUACGUGUCAGCACCCCGAUUGAUACCAGCCCGGAUGCCGUCGACUCGACCUCUCCCAUCGCCUUCCAGUCCAUCUGGGACCUGCGCCCCUCGACCACUCCCUUGCCCGUCUACGCCUCCGUCCUCGAUAAAUCCAUCCUGGCCGAAGCCCCGAAAUCUCCCUCUGCCCUCCGCAUCAUCGAAGAAACCCCGGGUCCCCUCCGCAAGCCUCCGAACCAUCAUCCGGCUAUCCUCUACACCACCGCUCCUAACGCCGUCCCGCUGGCCCCGGUCGGCCCGUCUAUAACCUACGUGCCCCAUCCCGCCGUGCCCGGCCUCGGCCUCGCUCUGAACGUCCUCUCCACCGCCGAGUGCAAGGCCAUCAUCGCCGCCGGAGAGUCCGUCAACUUCGUCCCGGACGUGCCCCGCCGUGAAGACGGCGACAUGAGCAUCCUGGCCCACAACUUCUACUGGGUCGUCGACACCACGUUCCACGACAUGCUGUGGGCACGUAUCUCAGCGUACGUACCACAAUCGAUCAACGGACGUCUCGCCCGGGGCAUCAACCGCCGUUUCCGAGUUUACCGCUACGUCCCUGGGGCUGAAUACCGCUGCCACAUCGAUGGAGCCUGGCCGCCGUCCGGCAUCCUCCCGGAUGACACAUACGUGUACGAUGCGUCGCCAGAGGACAAGAAGCAGAGCUCCAUGUAUACCUUCCUGCUCUAUCUGAACGACGAGUUCGAGGGCGGAGAGACGACAUUCUUCAUCCCGGCCAAACGGGAGGGCACUAUGAAUGCAUACCCGGUGCGUCCAGUCAUGGGAGCGGUAGCGAUAUUUCCACAUGGCGAGGCCAAUGGGGCUUUGCUGCAUGAGGGUACGGGUGUCCGCAAGGGCGCCAAAUACAUCAUCCGGACGGACGUAGAGUACGACGUGAAGCCGUGCGAAGAGUGAAGAUAUAGAAUGCCAUUUAUACGCCCGUUGGGCGAUGCGUUGACGACCUUAAAGUAGUAGAGACUGAAAUACUGACGGCCAGGUGAUUCGCUUAAAAGUUUAUCGAUUUUGAUCCGAAGGGCCAAGCUCCCGCGAUAGGACGGAUGAGCAACAGCAGACAGAGAUAACAGCUGACUUGGUUAUGAUGGUUGCAGGUGCAGCUUUAUUCGAUCUUUUGGAUCAUGCAAUGGCUCAUCUAGGAAUAUAUUUCUCACAGAAUUUGGAAGGACUGUGACUAUGCACUGAUUUCUUGGCAUUGGUCCCUCGAGACGGAGUACUCUCAAUGAAUUCCCGUAAGAGC